AUGGGUGACUAUGAAAAAGUUUCUUUAACAAAGGAUAGUAGUGCCAUCCUACAGAGAAAGCUUCCAAAAAAGUUGAGAGAUCCAAGGAGGUUUACCAUACCUUGUACUAUUGGAAACAUUGAUUGUAAGCAAGCAUUGUGUGAUAUGGGAGCAAGUAUUAACUUGAUGCCACUUUCAAUUUUCACAAGACGUGGGAUAGGCGAGGCAAGACCCACUACAGUUCAGUUGGCAGACUAUUUUGUCAAGCACCCACGAGGUGUCAUUGAAGUCAUGUUGGUGAAGGUAGACAAAUUUAUAUUUCAUGCCCACUUUAUUGUAUUAGACAUCCAAGAUGCAAAUGUGUCGAUUAUCUUGGGAAGGCCUUUCUUAGCUACAGGACAGACUCUUAUUGAUGUACAGAAAUGA
Messenger RNA from Humulus lupulus (European hop), 405 nucleotides. RefSeq lists its product as uncharacterized. The record is from RefSeq and is a predicted model, not a curated record. Lineage: Eukaryota; Viridiplantae; Streptophyta; Magnoliopsida; Rosales; Cannabaceae. Bases 1 to 405 code for a protein of 134 amino acids. The transcript has a single exon.